GUGGUGUGCAGUGCGCCGAGCCGGACGGAGACUGAGGACCGCCUGCAGCUGCGAGACAGGAGCGCCCCGGAGUGCUGACGUGCUGACGUGAUGGCCUGGUAGCCUGCAGCCGGCAGCCGAGGACUCUGCGAUGCUGGUGCUGUGCUACGUGCUGGGGGGCGUGGCGCUGCUCGUGCUCACGCUCUACCUCACGCUCGAGUUCCACUACUUCAUGCGCAUGGCCAUCAGCGUCCUCAUCGCCAGGUUCUUCAAGUCAAAGGUCGCCAUCCUCGACGAGACCUACACCUAUGGUGUGUGCCUCACGACGGACGUGGACACGCUGCUAUUCCACAUGAACAACGCGCGCUACCUGCGCGAACUGGACUUUGCCCGCGUCGACUUCUACGAGCGCACCGGGCUGUACCGCAAGAUCCGACAGAAGGGAGGCGCCGUCGUCCAGGGCGCCUGCACCAUCCGCUACCGCCGCUUCGUGCGGCCCUUCUCCAGGUUCAAGAUCACCUCCAAGGUGAUCUACUGGGAUACGAAGUCGGUGUUCAUGGAGCACCGAUUCAUCACGCCCAAGGAUGACUUCGUGCGCGCCAUCGUGAUCUGCCAGCAGCGGGUCAUCAAUUGCAACGCAGAGGAUAUCAUCAGCGAGUUGCUGGGCGCCAAGGACGAGGAGGUGGGCAGCCGCAAGCCGCCGCUGCCCCUCGAGGUGGCAAAGUGGAUAGAGAGCAACGAGAUCUCGAGCGCCAACUUGCGCAACGGCUGCUGACCCCGGCCCGCGGGGGCGCCUCCCACCCCCAACGGCGUCGCCGCCCCCGAGCCAGAGCGUCCCCCCGUCCCCGCCCCCGAGUGCCCUCCCGCCCCCAACGGCGUCCCUGUUCCGGAGGCUGACCCUGUCAACUAGACUUGGCCCCUCUGGCAUUAUUUAUUCCUCUAGCAGGGCUCACGGAUCGGCUGGCGAGUGAAAAAGACUGACAGCAGUGCUUAUCUCCCCAUUUGUGACAAUCAGUAAUACGAAAGGGAAACGAAACUCAGGUUUCUAUCUAGAGACCUGCAACUAGUCGAGGAAUCACUUUUCUGUAGCCUCCCCGCUACAGACAAUAUAUUUAUUCGUCGCUGACAACAGCUGUACGUUCUUAUCUAAGUCAAGAGGAAGUAAGUUGUUUCCUAAGUUAAAUGUAAGAUGUGGAACAGUGCAGUACGCUUCUAUGUAACUGGUUGCACCCCCUAAAUAUUGUGAUGAGGCUACCCUCAAAAAAUAUUCAGAUUUAUCUGUAUUUGUCUCUUUCACUAGUGAUCUGUCCUACCUAUGCAUAAUAUUUUAAAAAUCCGGAAGUCAGUCUAAAAUAUCGAUUUAAAAAUUAACUCCACACAUUUCAUGUCAAAAAAUACUGGAUAGUAUACCAAACCACGGUUCACCAGCAGUUUCAACCAUUUGAGGAUGAUCUCCGAUCAGGUCUGAUAAUUUUAGCAAAUGACAAAGUUCUUAUGUGAAAUGCUGUAGCAUGACAAGUAUAUUGCUGUUGGAAUAAUGCAUAAAGUGUGAGUUAACAAUGAAUAUGUCGCUCACUGUGACCUGUUACAUUUAGAAUUUAGGAAACCAAAGCACAUUAAAUAUGAGCUGUCAACUGGACAAAUGCAUGUAAUAUUAAAAUUAAACUGCUGCUUAUUUUAUCAACGACUUUGUAAGUGCAUAAGGUUCCUCAGUUAAGUCUAAAGUCUUUUUUAACUUUUUGUACAUUUAUAUACAUCCCUACUACUUCAAUGCCUGUCAUGUGCCCAUCUUCUGCCUUAGGCACACACAAAAAGUAGUCAUAUCAACACGAAAGGAUGAAGACUGUUGUAGUCAAACAGAAAAUUUCAUUACUGGCUUCUAAAUCAUAUUUUUUUCCUUCUAUUCUAAGUAAAAAAUAAGCCUUAUCAGUUCUUUCUUUCGUCUUCCACUUUCCUCUAGAGUCUGAUACUAUUAUGACAUUAUUUGUUGAAACUAGAAACUACUUAGUAGUCUUCUUCUUCUCUCUCUCUCUCUCUCUCUCUCUCCCUCUCUCUCUCUCUCUCUCUCUCUCUCUCUCUCUCUCUCUCUCUCUCUCUCUCUCUCU
Schistocerca nitens (vagrant locust) is the source of this 2084-nucleotide messenger RNA. RefSeq names its product protein THEM6-like. The record is from RefSeq and is a predicted model, not a curated record. NCBI's taxonomy places the organism in Eukaryota, Metazoa, Arthropoda, Insecta, Orthoptera, Acrididae. The transcript has 4 exons. Bases 131 to 754 code for a protein of 207 amino acids.